AUGUUUUUACGAUAUCCUUACAUUCAAUUAACUAUUUUCUAUUUUACUGCACUGUUCGGUAUAAGUUCAACAGCAAAACAGAAAAUCUACUAUGGUGAAGCUGAACUUGUCCAACAACUGCUCACGAAUAACUCUCAAUGGACUUAUGUUCAAGAGAAUGCCGAUGGUUUUUAUGUAAAUUUUAUUGAAAUCGAUGAUAUAUUGAGUGUGGAUGAUUUAGCUGGAUUUUUUAAACUCUUCAAAAAUAAAUCAAUUUAUUAUGAAAGUGAUGCUGAUCCAGAUCAUCAACCAUUGAAUAAAGAUAAAAUAGCAAUAGACACAUUUCAUAGUGUAGGAUGGAAUAUUACUCAAACGAGUCAAAAUUAUGGAUGGACUUUAGAACGUGAUGAAAUUUUAGGUUAUUAUAAUUUAACUGAACAUAUUAUUCGUCGACCUGAUUUCGUUCAAAUUGGUCCAUGGACAAUAUCAGGAAAUAUUUCUAAUGAUUCUGGUAGUGGACCUUAUUCGAAUGCACAAUAUCGAGCAUGGAUAAAUCAAUCAGAUGGUGUUUCAACAGAUGGUCCACUAGGUUUUUGGCAAAAUGAUUUUCAACAAAUGCGUGAAGGUAGUUAUUCAGUUGUUCAAUAUGCACAUAGUAUUGGUAAACAGGCAGCAGUUAUGCUUUGUCCAUAUGGAGCUGGUGUUGUUACAUAUAAUUCUACUAGAGAUUUUGUCACUCUAGGCAUAUCUGCAAUACAAGAACAUGAAGAUAAUGAUGCCGAUCCAGAUAUUUGGAUUAUUUUUGAAUAUGCUGAUAAUACUAUUCCAGCUGUUCCCGAACAAAUCAAUGGUUAUCCAGCUAAUACAACAACUGGUAUGGCGUUUUAUGCACUAAAACAUCGAGAUGGAGAAGAUAACACACUUGAUUUAUACAUUAAUGAAGGAAAAAUUGGACAAUUUACUUACAUAAGAGAAGAUUUUGUAUUAAGAUCAGACAUACCAAUUGGAACAACUAUGAAUUACACUCUCCAAAUAGCUAAUUAUAGUCCAUGGCUUGAUUAUGCUGCUUGUAUUCGAGUUCUUAUGUCAUCUCCUCAGCAAAAUGCAUGGUUUAUACAAUAUUCAAUUAGCGGAAUAGAUAUAACAACAAUUAUGACUAGUGCUGAUGGAUUUGUCUUUGUCCGAGAGAAUCGUGUUCGUCCUAAUACAGUACAAAGUAUUAAUAUUUCCUUUACUCGAACAUCUCUUGUAUCUGAUACUAUGACAUUAAUAAUCGAACUGGCUCCUCAUCGUGGAAGUGCUAUAGUAGAUUCAUUACAAAUUAUAAUAUAA
Adineta steineri is the source of this 1311-nucleotide messenger RNA. NCBI's taxonomy places the organism in Eukaryota, Metazoa, Rotifera, Eurotatoria, Adinetida, Adinetidae. The record is from the annotation of a GenBank genome assembly.